Messenger RNA from Schistocerca serialis cubense, 574 nucleotides. RefSeq names its product cuticle protein 64-like. Bases 128 to 379 code for a protein of 83 amino acids. The record is from RefSeq and is a predicted model, not a curated record. Lineage: Eukaryota; Metazoa; Arthropoda; Insecta; Orthoptera; Acrididae. The transcript has 2 exons.
CCGCAGCGGAAGGCCGCCCACUGUGGCAGAGACCGCCGCGCACGUUGCAGUACGAUAUAAAAGACAGGUGCCUGCGGUCUGCAGGUACAGUCUGCUCCCACAGCAACAACCUUAUCCACACAGCAACAUGAAGUUCUUGGUGGUCGUGCUGGUCGCGUGUGUGGCGAUGGUGUCCUGCCAGCAGGAGCUGCAGCGCGAGAAGCGUGGAUACCUCGGCCUGGGGGCCGGACUGCUGGCCGCCCCCGCCGUCGCCGCCCCCGCUGUGGUCGCCGCCCCCGCAGUCGCCGCCGUCGCUGCCCCUGCAGUUGUCGCCGGACCCGCCAUCGGCUACGGAUAUGGCUACCUCGGCGGUGUCCACGGAAGGCUGGUGCACGGUUGAAGCGCCUUCCUCUCUAACCAGCUUGUAUUGUGUUUCUUUGUUGCUGUGGCCUCAUUAAAGCUCCUUUUUGUAAUAUAACAUACUGAGUUUCUUUGUCAUUUUCUCUCUUAAAGUACCAGAGUACCUAUUUACAUCGUAGUAUCAUGAUUUGACAUCACCAAUGGAGUCAACAGAGAAAGGGAGUGCCAUCCACAU